Molecule: messenger RNA, 2582 nt
Organism: Crotalus tigris (Tiger rattlesnake)
Lineage: Eukaryota; Metazoa; Chordata; Lepidosauria; Squamata; Viperidae
Gene: GPN2
Product: GPN-loop GTPase 2
Exons: 6
Coding region: 268-1230 (320 amino acids)
Cellular component (GO): cytoplasm
Molecular function (GO): GTPase activity
Source: RefSeq, a predicted model, not a curated record
CGGAGGCAACGCGGGAUCCAUUCCUAGCUCUAUAUCGGAGGGACCGGGAGGGCUUUUGCACCGUCCGCUACCAAUCCGCACGGCGUGGCGUUUCCCCGGUUGCAUCCACUUUUCUUCUUCCAAGCCCGGAGCGGUGCAUUGAGCCGAAGGGUGGCCCAGAAGACGGGGGCAGAGAGGGGGCUGUGGCUCUUGCCUCGCCUGCCCAUAGGAGCCCUUCCCAGCCCUCUCCAAUCCAGUCUAUUUGCAAAAGAGAAAGAAACCUACAGUAUGUCAAAAACCAACAAGCAGCCAUCACUAGCCUUCGGUCAGGUAGUGAUUGGGCCGCCCGGCUCCGGGAAAACCACCUAUUGUCAUGGCAUGCAGGAAUUCCUGUCUGCAAUUGGGCGCAAGGUUGCUGUGGUGAAUCUGGACCCAGCAAAUGAAGGGAUUCCGUUCCAGUGUGCUGUAGAUAUCUCUGAACUGAUCACCUUGUCUGAUGUGAUGGAGAAUUUGAAACUUGGCCCCAACGGUGGCUUAAUCUACUGCAUGGAGUACCUAGAGGCGAAUUUUGACUGGCUACAAGAGAAACUGGACCAACUGAAAGGACAUUACUUCUUAUUUGAUUGCCCUGGACAAGUGGAGCUCUGCACCCAUCAUAGUUCAUUGAGAAACAUCUUUGCUCAACUUGCUAAGUGGAAUUUCAGGCUGGCUGCUGUUCAUCUCGUAGAUUCUCAUUACUGCACAGAUCCUGGCAAAUUCAUCUCCGUUCUCUGCACUUCCCUCGCCACAAUGCUGCAUGUGGAGCUGCCCCAUAUCAACAUCCUCUCCAAAAUGGACCUCAUCCAGCAGUAUGGGAAGUUAGCAUUUAAUCUAGAUUAUUACACAGAAGUUCUUGAUCUGUCCUACUUAGUGGAUCACUUGGCUUCAGAUCCGUUCUUCAAGAACUACCAACGGCUGAACAAGAAGCUGGUGGGAGUGAUUGAAGACUACAGUCUGGUCUCUUUUGUUCCUCUCAAUGUCCAGGACAAGGAAAGCAUGCGGUGUGUGAUGCAGGCAGUGGACAAAGCCAACGGUUAUUGUUUUGGGGACUCUGAACACAGAAAUCUCAACGUCUUGAUGUCUGCAGCGAUGGGAGCUGAUUUUCAUUUUACAUCCACCCUGGCAGUCCAGGAGAAGUAUGUGCAGCCACAGGAGAAAACGGUGGAGCAGGAAACUUUAGACAUGGAACAUGCCAGUUACGGCAGCCACUGAAGGAGGGUGGAUCAGCCUGCCCAAAAUGGUCUCCCAGCAAGAACAGCAGGGGUGUGUGUGUGUGUGUGUGCGCGCGCACGCGCUCCCUCUGUGAUACUCCCAGGCUUGGUGCAGGAGUGAGCAGGCCACCAUCAUUGGGUUCCUUUUAAUUGUGUAGUGAGGACCCAGAUGUUUCUGAUAAGAAACUUGUAUAGUUGGCAAGGCGAUACGAUUUGGCACCUGCUAGUUAAGAGAUGACUAUUCAGUGCUAACAAAGUUGUUGCCCUAGAACAGGGGUCUUCAAACUUGGCUCUUCUAUGACUUGUGGAUUUCAACUCCCAGCAAUGUGUCUCCUUCAGAGCAUUAUCCUGCUUUAUUUUGCUGAGAAGUGUUAAGAGUUCUCUCUGCUACCAUUCCACAACUUGGUGCCUUCCAAAUGCUUUGGGGAGCCUCUUGCCAAUAAUAUGCCUUGGCCAUCAGCUUGAAGGCCAUUGUUGAGAAAAACGUCUCUGUCCUAUCACAGAUCACUUUCUUAAGAGUUUGGUGGCCUGUUCUCAACAAGGUCCUACCUUCUGGACGUUUUGAAUUGUGAUGCUGAGGGAAAACAUGGAAUCUGGAUAUUGUUGAGAAGAGAAUCUUUUCAGGCUUUUUUGGUGCUGCCAAAGAUUUUGGAUUUUGGAGAGAGGAAUGCUAAAUAAAAAAGUUUUCGCACUUUCUUUUUCAAACUUUGGUGCAUUUGUAUGAUAUUUUAUACAGACACAGGCUUGGAGCAGUGUGACUUCUCCCUCUGCAGCAUAUGGGGUAGAAGAGGAAAACAACAUUUGCAGAUGUUUUAAGACUACAAUAUAAAAUAUAUAGCCAGACUGAAUCAGACCAAAAACAUCAAAUACCCAUGGUUAUUGCCAUGUCUUCGAAGUUAGUGGAAACCUGGAAGUCGACAGACUACUGGCAAAGUCAAGGCACUAACUUUCCAAGAUAGUGCUGUGUUAAGGCCAUACCAAUAGUGAGUUAAAGUCCACACAUCCAAGUGGCCAAGUUCAAAAAACAUUCAUUUAAGAAGUCCACAUCGAUAUGGGUACAGUAAUAUCUUCCUGUAGUAGAGAUUGAAGCUUUUACUCUGCUGGAUUUGUAUAAUUAGUUUAAAACCUGAAUUGGUGUCAUUGUUAGAUCCACUGCUUUUAUGCACAGAUAUGAAGAAAUACUUUUUUAAUCCAUCUCAAAUCUUUCAUUGCCAUUGAACCUCCCUAGAUUCUCAUGUUGCAAGAAAAAGAAAAUACUUUAAUUUGAAUGACUUUCUUCCCAUGAAGCAUAGUUUGUGUAUCACCAUGUCUCUCCUCUUGCCAUUUAUUUCUAAAUAAAAUAGCUCUAAAGGA